Messenger RNA from Biomphalaria glabrata, 3253 nucleotides. RefSeq lists its product as uncharacterized. Lineage: Eukaryota; Metazoa; Mollusca; Gastropoda; Planorbidae. The record is from RefSeq and is a predicted model, not a curated record. The transcript is spliced from 2 exons. Bases 340 to 1443 code for a protein of 367 amino acids. Gene Ontology annotation, cellular component: membrane.
UGAGAUUUAUGAGCGAUCCCAGGUUGAACACAUCACGGAAGUAGAUUCUAUUAAAAGUAAUUUUUAUAAUUUUUUUUUUCUUAUCGACCAAACGCAAUAUGUGCACCUGGCCCAAAUCCACUGACAAUUACUUUAUUUAAAAAAAAAAAAAAAAAGAGUUAUUAUCGUAAACGCUCUAUGAGAUCGAGUUAAUUAUCGCAGCGUAUGAAUACGAAAGAGUCAUUAAUAUAUAUGUGGGUCCAGAAGUAGUGCCUGCGUAGUUGAAGUGCGCUCUUAAGUAAGCGUCACAUUUCUUGGCUGCAGUGUUAUAACUUAUCAAAUCGCCCAGAUAUUCUCAAGAUGGAUUCUGACUUAGCCCGAAUAUUAAUUGCUACGAAAGCACUCACUGUGAUCUUCAUUCUUCUAAUCUGUUUGAUCAACGGGGCACUCAUCGUCACCCAAGUCAAGAAACCAAUGUUUUAUCAGAGCGUCAAGUUAAUGAUGAUUAUAUCCUUGGCUAUAGGAGACAUCAUCUUGGCGCUCUUCCCGUUAGUAGUGCUUGCUAAAUUAUCAUUUGAGGACGAUAAAACCUUUAUAACCUGCAGGUUAAUCACCUAUGCCACAACCUACACGUUAUACUUGAUUCAUUUCGUCUACGGACUUGGUCUUGUGGUACUGGCAGCUGAAGUCUUCCUUAGAAACAGGAUUCAAAGUAUCCAUGACAACUACAAAACAAUCUCUGCAGUUGGUGCAAGUAGCAUCCCUUGGAUCUUAGGACUAAUUAUAAUACCUCCGCUUUGCAUGUCAAAGGUUAAUUAUGAGUCUCACUGCACAAACAGCCAGUCUUUGGAAUCCAUGUUUGGGGUAUCAGUGUUUCUACCCGUGUCACUCUCAAUAGUAGUCAGUAUUGUUCUCAACUGUGUCCAUUUUCCCACAUCGCAACAAGGACAGACUAUAAGCACCAACCAGCAACCCAUAGUUGUGUUUCAACAGACUGUUGAACCACAAGAAAAUUUAAUACAAUAUCCUCCUCAGAUCUACGCCCCUGGUAAUGUUCCCUUUAAUCCACUGAACUCAUAUCCAUAUCCACAGAAUGCAGUAUCCUAUCCAUAUCCAGCAAACCAACAGGUUAUGAACCAGUCCUUGGUGGUGAACAUCAACUCAAGCCAGGGAGUCAACACGAUACAGGUGAUUCCCAUGAAUCAACGCGCAGAGGGUCAAAGGUUGCUUUUAAUAUCCAUCAUCUUCGGUUUGAUGGCAGUUCCCUUUGCAUCAGUCGCCCUUAGAGCAGACUAUAUUGUCUGGUCAGACUUAAGAACAGUAAUUAUAGUAUUAAAAUUUGUCCUUUGGUUAAUGGUUGCGAGAUCAUGCUUAACCCCUCUAAUUAUGAUUGGUUAUUCUAAUUUGAGACAUGUGCCUAUACGUUUAAACAAGGUAUAUGUCAAAAUAAAUAACAGUACCUAGGAAUAACGUAGUCAAAUCUCUUUUGCAAUGUAUAAAAACAUUUAUUUUGUGUUUUUUUGUUUUGUUUUGUUUGCUAUACGCUUGAAUUCGAGAAGCAUAUAACCAUUGACUGGUUGACAAUGAUUUAAAACGAUAUUAUUUCAUUAGCUUGAUUGCUCUUAAGUAUUGUAUAAUCUAUUUGAUUGGAUAUAUUAAAAGAUAACUGUCAAUUUCGUGUUAUAAAUACAAUGAGUUAAAGCCUGGAGUAAAAGUUAUGGACUAGGAACAUUGAGCAGAAGUAGAUCUACGUCACAUCUCUCUCUGCUUGCCAACGAAAACGGACUUUGUAAAUUUUAUUAGCCAGUGUAGUGUGCAAGAGGUUUCGGAGAGAUUUAUCUUCUGAGUUCAGUCUUGACCAGCGUUGCCAGACAUCCAGCAAAAAAAAAGGGACUUAUCCUCCUUUUGGAGUCUUGUCCUUCCUUCAGCAGGCUUUAGACUAAAUAUGAAAUCUCCGCCUUUCAAUGUAUUGUUUACUGCCACUACAUAUUAUUAACCAAUCCUAAUGUUUAAACACACACAACUACACACUUAUUCAUAAACAUGAAGACUUUACGUUGUUUAAGCCUCCCCCCCUCCACAACGUAAAUAGGUGUUAUGUCUUCGAAACUUUUAAAUACAUUUUUAAAAAAUCAAUGUAUUUUCUGUUACAUUUUAAACCUUUUUAGCAUAGAGAGAGAGAGAGAGAGAGAUUAUUCUCACAAAAUACAAUCACAAAGAAAUAGCGUACACAGAUUUUCACAAUCUCUGUGGGACUAAUGAAUAACUGCGAAAUGUCAUUAGCUUAAAAAGAAGAAUGUUACUUAUUAUAAUAAUAUGAUCUUCUGACAUGUUUUUUCAACUAGUCUACUAUUUCCUUUGCCUUGUAAAUUUGGUUCAUAUUUUCAAGUGUUUUUCAUCCUUUUUGCCUUCCUAUAGGUGCGCCUAUGUCUGUCAUAGACAAUACUUCAUACCAAACCGUUAUGACCACUUUGUAAUUAAAUGUACAUCUUAGAUAUAACGUAUUUUGAAUAGUUUUGAUAAUCUCUCCAGUGACAUUGGGUUCAUCAAUUAGAACAAACAGGCAAAGAAUGUUUAGCCAACUAACAUAAUACUAAUAAUACUAAUAAAACAGACGAGCUGACGACCAUGGCCUGAACAUUGGCUCCAUCCAGUUCCAUCCAUGUCGUGUUCCAGCCCUGGUCAGAAGCUCAUGACAAAGGGACCUAACAAGAUUGAAUCUCUAUUUUAUUCCUGUUUUUAUGCCAAGGGCUACUACUACGCCAUUGGACAGUUUCUUUUCGUGUUUCGGAUGUUCCUUUAGAAUUGAAUUAAAUUGCACCCUAGUCCGAACCUCUCGCAGGAUGUCCGGGGGUAAGCGGCAGGUUUGGAAUCAGACGCGACAAUCUAGCUCGCAUACCACACGACCAUUGAAGCAUUUAGUAAACAUUUAAUGUCUUAUUAAGAACUAGCCGACCCGCGGCGUAGCAUAUGUUGCUAUUUAGUGACGGGUGAACACUUCCUGAAAGACACAGUUGUUCAAGUGGGGUGGGUUUGGGCAAAGUUGUGUGCCAUUGAGAGCGAGAUCGGUGCGUGUGCAGGCGGGAGGGGGGCAUAAGGAGGGUUAGAGUGUCUACGUAGUGUCCCGCAUGUUUGGGCGACGUAGAGAAUUAUUUAUAUAUAUAUACAGAUGAUACUAAGCAAGUUUCAAUCUUGAAUUAACAAGUGAAACAGUGUUCUAUUUCACAUCACGUAAGGAUCAAAACACUAUGUUAUUAAAUAUGUUAUUCAAUAU